AUGAAUGCUUCCACUUCUCAAACAGAAACUCGAGCAAAGCAAACGCCUAGACUAAUUCCAAUCCGUCUUCUGCCAAAUAGACUUCGCAACAAUUCGAAAAACAUAACUAAACCCCAAAAACAUUCUGCCGAUGAUUACAUGAGAUUUGUAGCUGAUCGCUUUGUGCGGACUGGAAAUAAUAUGUUAACAGUCAGAAAAUGUACGGAAGAAUCGAUGAGUGAUGCGAUUGUUCUGGGACGGCUUGAGUUUCGAGGGGAUUGUGACUUGGGCUCACUUAUGUGUAUCGCUCCUCUUUGUGGACGAACCUUUGAUUCAAUACAAGUUUUGGCUUAUCAUUUAUCGUAUUCGCAUCAAAACAUUCGCUUGACGGGAGAUCACGAAAAGUGCUUGGUAUGCGGGCAGAAUAUUGGCGGCGAACAUGCUAAACGAACGCAUCUACUGAGGAAACACAAUGAUCUCUCAAAACGCCACAAUGAACAGUGCCUUGAGCAACGUGGGACUAUCAUCUCUCCUGAAUCUCCGGCUGCCAAAAGAAUUAUUGGCGAUCGAUCGACGUUUCUUGUCUCAGCUUUCGAACACAAUUCUACGAAGACUCGUGAUGAUGCACUUACAGAUUUU
Molecule: messenger RNA, 618 nt
Organism: Mesorhabditis belari
Lineage: Eukaryota; Metazoa; Nematoda; Chromadorea; Rhabditida; Rhabditidae
Source: the annotation of a GenBank genome assembly